AUGAGUGAACCCACCACAGUGACCCAACCACGCGAGCCACAGCUCGAGUCGCAGGAGCCCAUCCUGACAACGCAGGAAGUCCCGCCUGCCGCGCCACACGAACACAAGUCUCUGCGCGACGUCUUCCGCCGCUCCUCCCACGAUAAACCAGAGAAGGACAAGGAGAAGGAGAAACCAGAACGCCGCGGAAGCUGGCGCGACGUCUUCUCACGCGAGUCCCAUUCCGAAUCGCAGCCGCAGCCCCAAUCCGAACCCAACCCCGAACACUCCGAAGCCAGCCCCGAUGCACCGCCUGCACAGCCUGAACAGCCUGCGCAGCCCGCUCAGGGGUCCGAGAAGCGCUCGAGUUGGAAGAUGUUUGAGCGCCGCGGGAGCAAGGACCCAAAGGACCCAAAGGACACAAAGCAAGAGCGUCGCAGUAGCUGGAAGGACGUGUUCCACAAGGACAAGUGCGUCUCCCCAAACGAAGCUUAUGGCAGGCAAACAACCACCGCAGAGGCUGGAACGGACGUGCCCGCCGCACCGCUAAUGCAGAGCACUGGCCCAAACGCUGGCGCCUGA
Messenger RNA from Cutaneotrichosporon cavernicola, 561 nucleotides. RefSeq lists its product as uncharacterized. Lineage: Eukaryota; Fungi; Basidiomycota; Tremellomycetes; Trichosporonales; Trichosporonaceae. The transcript has a single exon. The record is from RefSeq and is a predicted model, not a curated record. The coding region runs from base 1 to 561 and encodes 186 amino acids.